AUGUGGAUGACUUCGGGCUGGAGUCGACGAGUUGAUCCAGUGAUGUGGCGUUUGGAAGUCUCGGACGACAACUCGACCUGGACGCUGGCAGAUCUUCGCAGCACUACGCAGCCGGUGACGUACUACCGACGUCGUAUCGCCUCCUUUGGGAGUCCGGAGGAGGAUUCGUGGUAUCCCUUGAGGAAGAGCAACGAGCUCUGGGAGUGGGCAGAUCGGGUCCUGCCAUCCCAUCGAUCUCAGACCACAGGUCCUGUUGCGCUGGAGUAUCAAGCCUUGUUGGUGAACACCUUAGGCGCAUCACCUUGGGUUACCGUGCACCACUUGGCUUCGGACGACUACGUCCGCCAAGAGGCCACAUUUUGGCUCCAGCAGCUGCGGCCGGACGUGUCGGUCUAUGUGGAGCACAGCAACGAAGUGUGGAACCCUCUGUUCCCACAGGGACGCUUUGCCACACAAAAGGGUGUGGAGUUGGGCCUGGUGGAUUCGACGUGCAGAACGCCGGAGGCACAUUGUUCACGCGUCCGAUACAACGCCUACCGGUCUAAGCAGAUCUUCGAUAUCUGGACUGACGUUUGGAGCGGUCAACGCAGUCGUUUGAAGUAUGUCAUUUCAACGCAGGCUGUGUGGGCCGAUGUGACCAACGACUUGCUGUCGCAGAACAACGGCGCCGGAGCCGAUUUGUUGGGCAUCACGGGCUACAUGUCUCCGCAAGGUGGAAUUGAUCCCUCCUACUCCCCGCGAACGCCGGCGGAAGUCAUCGACCUCUUUACCCAGGGAAAAGAGUCCGCGCGCAGUUGGGUCAGGGCUCAGAAAGCCAUUGCAGAUGCCGCCGGUCUAGGUAUCACCUUUUACGAGGGAGGUGUGGGCCUGGUGGAGGAUGGCGUCAUUGAGGGUGGACUGGCCAUUGGAGCCAUCACCGAGUUGCUCAUGGCCACUGGCCGCACGCCGGCUUUCCAAAGUGCUGUGGAAGCGUGGCUGGACAUGUUCCGCGAGGAGUUGGGCGACUCAACACUUUUCAUGUACUUUGUGGACACGGGCUUUUGGUCCAAGUAUGGUCAAUGGGGUAACCGAGAGUACUAUGAUGCAGCCACUGCCACCUCUCCUGCCGCGGCGGCAGUCCACGCUUACCUGGACCGCCUCGCGGGCAGCCGCCCGGCCUGCGUCGCGGCCAAUUCCUUGGGACGGGGCCUGCCGCCCGACAGCUUCAUGGGGCCACCCGCGGUGUGGAAACCCGGGCGAGGAGAUCUCUUGGUGAAGGGCCAGCGGUACCAAGUCACCUGGGGAGAUCCCGAGCGUCUUCCAUCCGGCCUGGUGCUGGACUUCCACCUCUGGAAGACGAGUUCCUGUUCGGGCGAGGCAACGAUGACGGACGAACAUCUAGGUUUUGCGAAUGCGGCGACUGGGAAGUUUUCCUGGGAAGUUCCUUCAUCUCUGCAGGCGGGUGAUGACUAUUUUGUGGAGAUUCGAGCAAGAGCACCCGCAGCCAUGCCCAGCAACUAUAGCUCCUUCUUCUCGGUGAUCGACGUGGCAGACGCGCCUCCCACCUACGUGCUCUACGUGGAAAAUGACGUGGACCUACUCUCCGCAUUUCACCGAGACUGUAAGAAAGGCGAUGAAUGGGCCAUCCAACCACACUUCCGCAUCGGCUCCUGCACGUACAGUUCGGCUGAAGGCUGUCGGCAGUAUCGCACCUCCCGGGUGCACGAUGGGCCACCGCCCUAUCUACAUGGCUCCUUUUUGCCACUGAAAGACUGCACGUUGCACGUGGUGGGCUUGCGACAGACCAUGCAGUUGGAAGGCCUCACACGAGGUUUUGAUCUCACGGCAGAGGAUAACUUAGCCAAGGUGGUUGCCAAUGCCUCUCAGCUUCCACCUGGUGCUGUCAGCAUCAGCGUGGUGGGUGGCAACUUGGGACGGCGCCUGGCUGCCACCACUGGCACUGUGACGCUGGAGCUCAGCAUGAGCUCAGACGAUUCGCAGGUGGGCGCGGCAGCGCUGAGCCUGUCCAGUCUGUCCAGCAACACGCCGUUCCUGUCGCAGGCGUCCAGUGCCCUGGGCGAAAGCAGCCUCUCCGUGAGCGUCACCGGCAACCUCUCGGCCGUGGACGGGGCCUCGGCGGAGGUGGUGGAGCAGCUGAUGACCACCACCACCACCACCACCACCACCACCAGCAGCAGCAGCAGCAGCGAUGGCACGUCAUCGAGCGUUGAUGGGCAGACUACAAGCGGAGAUGAUUCUGGGACAACCAACGCUGGAACUACCACUGCUGGUCCAAGCGCCACACUGAGUGGAUCCUCGACAACCACAAUGGGGGAGACAAGCAGGACGACUGGCUUGGGACAAACAAGCUCCGCCCCAGCAAGCUCAACUGCGGGAGGGUCAGCGACGACAGAUGAACAGCCGACCACAACAGAUGAAUUUGAAAGUGGUACGUGGGCCAAUGCUGCAGCAAGACAGUUGGGAGAGAUGACACUGGGCUGUGCCGCGCUGGUGUGGCUCAUGGUGCUUUCUGCCGCUACAAGGCCAGAGUAGCCCUCAGCGGCCACGGCUGCGCACAACUUCAUCGCUGAAGCUUCAUUAGGAUCUAUCAACCAUUAUUUAAUAGGAU
Messenger RNA from Cladocopium goreaui, 2608 nucleotides. NCBI's taxonomy places the organism in Eukaryota, Dinophyceae, Suessiales, Symbiodiniaceae. The record is from the annotation of a GenBank genome assembly.